Molecule: messenger RNA, 876 nt
Organism: Colletotrichum gloeosporioides
Lineage: Eukaryota; Fungi; Ascomycota; Sordariomycetes; Glomerellales; Glomerellaceae
Exons: 5
Coding region: 1-876 (291 amino acids)
Molecular function (GO): carbon-sulfur lyase activity
Source: RefSeq, a predicted model, not a curated record
AUGACCGAACCCCACGAACCCACGCAAAAAUUGCGUGGCAACUGCCACUGUACUGCGGUUGUGUACGUCGUCUACUUUCCAGAACCCAGGAAAGCCACACAGUGCGGUUGUGACUUAUGUGUCAAAAAAGCAAACAUAUGGUUGUCUGCCAGCCGGAGUGAGGUCACCUUUGUCAAAGGGGACGAGAGCUCUCUGACGAGCUACACCAUCGGUGCUGAAGAUACCAUUUAUAAGUUCUGCGGUAUUUGCGCUACUUCUGUGAUGGCGACCAGUUCGUCUGAUACACAGAUAGCCUUUAAUGCGCGGACAUUCCAAGCCCUUGAUGUCAAGAAUUUGAAGCUGGAAGAGGUUGAUUAUGUUGGGCACAGCUCUUCUCAACAACGCUCUAUCUUGAAAACUGCCGAAACUUCUCCUCCUCUGGACAGCCCAAAUGUUUAUACAGGAGGCUGCCACUGCGGAGCCUUGACACUUCGCCUGCGUAGCAUCCCUCUGGAUAGAACCUACAAAGGACUCGUGUUAGAAUGCAACUGCAGAGUUUGCGAGAUGAACGGGUAUGUCUGGGUAUACCCUAAUGACGAAAACGUCGACUUGAUAGGAGACGAAAAGGACAUUGGUCGAUACAAGUUCAGCCACAACAUUCUCUGGAAAUCAUUUUGCAACACUUGCGGAGUGUUCCUCACAAACAACCACAACAUCCUGUCGAAGGAAGAGCAUGAUGACUUGCCUGACAAUGCAAAGUUUUGGCAUGAAAAGUCCAAGGGGGGGACGCCAGUUAAUGCUCGAGUUCUAGAAGACAUCGACCUUGAACUCCUUCACCGGAUGUCUGUCAAGUUUGAUGGGAAGAACAUCCAUCAGCCCCCAUAUUCUCAUCCGUGA